UUUCCAUAGGUGAUUUCCAUGGUAAUGGUGGCAGUGGGUGUCUAUGCCCGGCUGAUGAAGCAUGCAGAAGCAGCCUUGGCCUGCUUGGCUGUGGACCCUGCCAUCCUGCUGAUCGUGGUGGGUGUACUCAUGUUCCUUCUCACCUUCUGCGGCUGCAUUGGAUCCCUCCGCGAGAACAUCUGCCUCCUGCAGACGUUCUCACUCUGCCUCACCAUCGUGUUCCUGCUGCAGCUGGCUGCUGGCGUCCUGGGCUUCGUCUUCUCAGACAAGGUAGCUUUGGGAGCCUAG
This is a messenger RNA of Dipodomys ordii (Ord's kangaroo rat), 288 nucleotides long. RefSeq names its product tetraspanin-33-like. The coding region runs from base 19 to 288 and encodes 89 amino acids. The record is from RefSeq and is a predicted model, not a curated record. Lineage: Eukaryota; Metazoa; Chordata; Mammalia; Rodentia; Heteromyidae. The transcript is spliced from 3 exons. Gene Ontology annotation, cellular component: membrane.